CGAGCGGCACGAUAUCGGUCUGCUCCGUUUCUGUUCCUGCAGGUUCCCGUGUGAGCGCUUUAUAUCCUCUCAGGGGAGCAGACUUUAACAAUAUAUAUACAUGUACAUGUAUGUGUAUUUAUACAUAAAUAUCUAUUUAUAGUUACAUACAUGGAGGGAUUCGCGUGGAAGCGCUGCAGUCUCGGAGACGUUUACGCGCUGGAUCCACGUGCCUUGCAGCUCGGAACCGCCGCAACUUUCUGACGCCUUUUUACGUUUUUUAAUACUUUUUUUUUUUUUUUUUACUAUUAUUCUUUUUUUAAUUCUCCUGAGGGGUUUGUGUGUGCGUGCGUGCGCGCGCGUGUGUGUGUGUGUGUGUGUAAUAAUGCACGCGGGCCGGCUGCCAACUGUCUGGGUCAGAGUGGCCAAGUAAGUAGCGCUGUGUGCGUGGAGGGCUGCAGCCCGAGGGGGAAAACGCACGCACGCACGCGCACUACACCCACGCGCACGCAUGCAUACACGUGCACGAACGCACAGAAACCCACGACGUGCACGAAAGUGAUAUCCCCGCGGGCUGAGUUAUUGCGGUUGAAUCCCGGCUUGAGGUCGUUAAACUGUCAGUCGCGUGUUGGAUUGAUGCGCGCGCGUUGCGACAAAUGCGUCUGACGUGUCUGGAGUUCGUUCCCGGUGAUUUGAAGGAACGCAGAUGGAUCGGUCCAGACAAGCUUCCCGCAUAGAGCUUCCUGUUGUGGGCUUACGGCUGAGAGCGACUCGGUGUGCCUGAUGGAUCUCGGUGUUUCCCGCGAGCUGCUGACAUGAACCCAGAGGCCACUGAGACGCCGAGGCGCUCGCCAUCGGGAGGAAUCUGAGAGCCUUGGACGCGCCCGCCCGCCACGACCACAGCAUUCACGUCAAGAACACGUCCCCCGUGGACUCGUUAUGGUGCGGCGUCGGACCCGCCGCCGCCUCCUCCUCCUAGCCCGAUUGUAGCGCCCUCUACCCUGCACCCCAUGUCACACCUCACCGCCGAAUUAUGGAAAUUUUGUGGAAGACGCUGACCUGGACCCUGAGCUUGGUGGUGAUGGCGGCUUCUGAAUUUCAAAGACUUUCGCACAACUCUCAAGAGGAGUUCCUGUCCUACCUGCAGCACUACCAGGUGACUGUCCCGGUGCGGGUGGACGAGAGCGGGGAGUUCCUGAGCUACACUGUGAAGCACCACCGGCCGGGCCGGCGGAGACGCGGGGUGCCGGACCCCCUGGACCCGGACCCCCCCCACCACAACCCCCGGCUCUUCUACAGGCUGUCGGCCUACGGGAUGCACUUUCACCUCAACCUGACGCUCAACCCCCACCUGGUGUCCAAGCACUUCGCGGUGGAGUUCUGGGGGAGGGACGGCCUGGAGUGGCGCCACGACGCGGUGGACAACUGUCACUACGUCGGAUCCCUGCAGAACCAGCGCGGCGCGACCCGGGUGGCGCUCAGCAACUGCAAGGGCCUGCACGGUGUCAUAACAACAGAGGAGGAGCAGUAUUUGAUCGAGCCAUUAAGGAACAUCUCCUCCAGUGAAUGGAACCUGGAAGAAGCACAGCAACAUGUUAUUUAUAAAAUGUCUGCCAUUCCCUCACCACAAGAGCGUAGCCAGGAGCUCAGCUGUGGCAUUUCAGACCUCAUCAAAAGCAGCUCGCCUUGCCAGUUUAGCUCGCCGCCCCCACCGGCGCCCCAAAGCGACGGCGAGCGCGCCAACGGCACCCACCGGCCGCGGCGCUCCGUCAGCUCGGAGCGCUUCGUGGAGACGCUGGUGGUGGCGGACAAAAUGAUGGUCGGCUACCACGGACGCAAGGACAUCGAGGGCUACAUCCUGUCCGUGAUGAAUAUUGUUGCCAAACUUUACCGUGAUGCCAGUCUAGGAAAUGUUGUGAACAUUAUUGUGACCCGGCUGAUUGUGCUGACGGAAGAUCAGCCUAACCUGGAGAUCAACCACCACGCCGACAAGUCUCUGGACAGUUUUUGCAAGUGGCAGAAGUCCAUCCGGUCGCAUCACGGCGACGGCAACAGCAUUCCAGAAAACGGGAUGGCUCACCAUGACAACGCUGUCCUGAUCACCCGGUACGACAUCUGCACCUACAAGAACAAACCCUGCGGUACCUUAGGUUUGGCCUCAGUGGCUGGAAUGUGCGAGCCGGAGAGAAGUUGCAGCAUCAACGAAGACAUCGGCCUCGGUUCUGCCUUCACCAUCGCGCAUGAGAUUGGUCACAACUUCGGGAUGAACCACGACGGCAUCGGGAACUCCUGCGGCACGAAAGGCCACGAGACGGCCAAGCUGAUGGCCGCCCACAUAACGGCCAACACCAACCCCUUCUCCUGGUCCGCCUGCAGCAAAGACUACAUCACCAGCUUCCUCGACUCAGGUCGGGGGACGUGUCUGGACAAUGAACCUAUGAAACGAGACUUCCUGUACCCAACAGUGGCCCCGGGGCAGGUGUACGACGCGGACGAGCAGUGCCGCUUCCAGUACGGAACCUCUUCACGCCAGUGCAAGUAUGGGGAAGUGUGUAGAGAGCUCUGGUGCCUCAGCAAAAGCAACCGCUGUGUCACCAACAGCAUCCCCGCGGCCGAGGGGACUCUGUGCCAGACGGGCAGCAUCGAGAAGGGGUGGUGUUACCAGGGGGAGUGUGUGGCGUUCGGUACGUGGCCUCAGAGCGAGGACGGGGGCUGGGGGCCCUGGUCCACGUGGGGGGAGUGCAGCAGGACCUGUGGGGGCGGUGUGUCCUCCUCCAUGAGGCACUGUGACAGCCCAGCCCCGUCCGGAGGAGGGAAGUACUGCCUCGGCGAGAGGAAGCGUUACCGAUCCUGCAACACCGACGCUUGCGCCGCGGGGUCUCGUGACUUCCGAGAGAAGCAGUGCGCCGACUUUGACCUCAUGCCUUUCCGAGGGAAGUACUACAACUGGAAGCCGUACACCGGCGGUGGCGUCAAGCCUUGCGCGCUGAACUGCUUGGCCGAGGCUACAACUUUCUACACCGAGGGCUCUCCGGCCGUGGUGGAAGGGACGGGGUGCCAGGUCGACUCGCUGGAUAUCUGCAUCAACGGAGAGUGCAAGCACGUGGGCUGCGACAACGUCCUGAGCUCGGACGCCAAAGAGGAUCGGUGCCGCGUGUGCGGCGGCGACGGCAGCACCUGCGAGGCCACCGAGGGCCUCUUCAACGACUCUCUGCCCAGAGGAGGCUACAUGGAGGUGGUUCAGAUCCCAAAAGGAUCCGUUCACAUCGAGAUCAAAGAAGUCGCCAUGUCGAAGAAUUACAUCGCGCUGAAAUCCGAAGUGGAUGAUUACUACAUCAACGGGGCGUGGACCAUCGACUGGCCCAGGAAGUUUGACAUCGCGGGGACGGCCUUCCACUACAAGAGACCCUCCGAUGAGCCCGAGUCCUUGGAGGCGCUGGGAGCGACCACUGAAGUCCUGGUUGUCAUGGUCCUCCUGCAGGAGCAGAACCUGGGAAUACGCUACAAGUUCAACGUGCCCAUCCAGCGCACAGGAAGUGGUGACAACGAGGUGGGCUUCUCCUGGCACUACCUGCCCUGGUCUGAAUGCUCAGCUACCUGCGCUGGAGGCUCCCAGAAGCAGGAGGUGGUGUGUAAAAGGCUGGACGACAACUCGGUGGUCCAGAACAACUACUGUGACCCAGACAGCAAACCUCCAGAGAACCAGAGAGACUGCAACACUGAGCCGUGUCCUCCAGAAUGGUUCAUUGGCGACUGGUCGGAGUGCGGGAAGACGUGUGACGGCGGCAUGAGGACGAGGACGGUCCUGUGCAUCAGGAAGAUGGGUCCCGCCGAGGAGGAGACGCUGGAGGACACCCACUGUCUGACCCACCGGCCCAUGGAGCGCGAGGCCUGCAACAACCAGUCCUGCCCGCCCAAGUGGGUCACCCUGGACUGGUCCGAGUGCACGCCGAAGUGCGGCCCCGGCUUCAAGCACCGCAUCGCCUUGUGCAAGAGCAGCGACCGCCAGACCUUCCCGCCCGCCCACUGCCCGAGCCACAACAAGCCGCCGGUCCGCAUCCGCUGCAGCCUGGGGCGCUGCCCGCCCCCUCGCUGGAUCCCCGGUGAAUGGGGACAGUGCUCGGCGCAGUGCGGCCUCGGCCAGCAGAUGAGGACGGUGACGUGUCUGUCCUACACCGGGCAGCCCUCCGGCGACUGCGCCGAGUCCCUCCGACCCGCCACCAUGCAGCAGUGCGAGAGCAAGUGCGACGCCACCCCCGUCUCCAACGGCGACGAGUGCAAAGAUGUGAACAAAGUGGCCUACUGCCCGCUGGUGCUGAAGUUCAAGUUCUGCAGCCGUGCGUACUUCAGGCAGAUGUGCUGCAGGACCUGCCAGGGACACUGACGCCUGCGAGAGCCCAGCGGAGGCCCCGCCCAGCGGAGGCCCCGCCCACAGCGACGGAGGGAGGCUGACGCAGCGCUGCGGAGGAGGAGGGAGGAAGGGAGAGAAGAAGAAGAAGAAAACCUCUGGUCUCUCCAUCGCCCCCGCCCCACCCGGCGCUGACAGACUGAUUCUAUCUCGUCACUUCUGUGAAGUGGAAGUUGGAAGAUUUUUCGCCGGUGGUGUUAUUUUUAUUAUAAUAAUAAUUAUCGAUGUCGUUGUUAAGUCUUCCUCCGCGUUUGUUGUUUUCAAUGAAUCCAAAGUGCUGGACACGUCGCUCACACAGAGACGGAGGGGAGGGCGAGUGUGUG
This is a messenger RNA of Gasterosteus aculeatus aculeatus (three-spined stickleback), 4710 nucleotides long. RefSeq names its product ADAM metallopeptidase with thrombospondin type 1 motif, 6 (gene adamts6). The record is from RefSeq and is a predicted model, not a curated record. Gene Ontology annotation, cellular component: extracellular matrix. Gene Ontology annotation, biological process: proteolysis; extracellular matrix organization. NCBI's taxonomy places the organism in Eukaryota, Metazoa, Chordata, Actinopteri, Perciformes, Gasterosteidae. Gene Ontology annotation, molecular function: metalloendopeptidase activity.